AUGGCGACUAGAAAGGUAUACCCAACAAGCUACGUGCUUGAGAACGCCGACGACAAGGACGAAACAAAUGAAAGAUCCGCUUCUAGAGUUGGUAAAAGUUUAGACGAAGAUGAAUCCGACGAAGAAGCAGCAGGUAUCGCGACACGUGCACAAAGAAAGAGAGUUGAAGCUGGGCUUCAAACUGCCAAUGCAAAAGAAUUCUUUCUUAAACGGCUUGUAAUCGCCUUAAUACUACUAGUAAUCUUACUAGUAGUUGUCGUGGUAUCCUUGGUGAUAGCUCUCGUAAAAUCCAAAUGUAAAGAAUCGGAACCAGAAACAGGGACUGAUAAUCAACAAGGUAAAUGUCAAGUAAAUAUUCGACUCCAUGCAAAAGUUACAUUCCAGCUAUUGUUUAACAGUUGUCGGCAUAAACUCGCAUAACUAAGCCAUCAAAGAAGUCAUGCAUCGAGGAAUGAUCUUAGUAACCUUUCGAAUCAUUCUCUUACGGAACCAUAAGUGGUAGAGUUUACGAUAUCCCUUUUUAUUAAAAUCCAGCUAGUGGUCUAUUAUCAAUGCUACGUUCUGAUUGGUUGAGCCACUACUAGGCUAUAUGUUACAGCCCACUAGUAGCGAAAAGCGCCGGCUUUGAAAACCAAAACAGUGGCGACUGAAUCGCGUUUUGCUAGCUAAAGUUGUUUUGUCUCAAUAUUUUUGACCAGUUUAAGUUGGAGUUUACUAGACAAUUAUUCCUCUCGCCCUCAUGGCCUCUCUGGGUCAAUAGCUCAUUCGACCUUCAGCCGUUGUUAUAUGGCUAACUUCAUUAAUUACGUGAAAGCUAAAGUGCUAAGCAUAAAAGUGACUGAUGCCUUCUUUUUAGCUUCAUUUGAAAAGCUGCAGGGAACCGUUCGUAGUGAUGAGGCACUGGAUAGACUAAACGCCCUGGAAGUGAAUAUGACACGCCUAAAGCAAGAUCUGGUACGUUCGUCUUUUGAAGUAUCUGACUUUAAUGUUCCUCUUUAGUCAUUUAAAGGUUAGAGACUUCUUUUCUGUGAUUUAACCCCAAAUGAACCAACGCACUGAGGCUUAGCUGUGUAAGACAAAGCCGGCCGGCAGUUCCUAAAGAAUAACGCUGCCACACUGUUCAUAGCCUGCGUAGCAUGGCGGUUUUGUAGGGAGCACGACUGAGCGGCAAAGUUGCAAAAGCGGCCGCAAAGUGCGCGCGAACGACCCAAUCUCCUCGCGGUUUCUCUGUCCUCGCAGGCCUUUAUUUACUUUGCGCACCCAACCAAAACCGCCAUGCAACGCAGGCUACACUGUUCAAGAAACCUAAAGGACCAAAAAAGUUAUUAUGUAGUUAAGACGCUCUUUCGCAGUUUUAAACAUUGUAUCAAAGCAGCGUUUUCCCUCCAUAUAUAUAUAUAUAUAUAUAUAUAUAUAUAUGGAGGGAAAACGCUGCUUUGAUACAAUGUUUAAAACUGCGAAAGAGCGUCUUAUAUAUAUAUAUAUAUAUAAGUAUUUGCCAACCGGUACAGAAAUGCUUUCUUUUCACCAGAUCUCCGUACGUCAUAGGAAAGAGCCAUGACGUAGAGUCACGCUAUGUUAAUCUUCCAUAUAGAUAGCAAUUAAAACUUUACAAUUGAUCCUUAGGUUCAUAAUUUGAAUGUCAGUUAUCAGUUAUCACUGUUUUUUGUCUCCUCAAACUAGGAAGAAAAAACAAGAGAUUUAAUUUUCCCGCGUCAGUGCUUUCUACGAUCUUUUGAAGCAAAGUGUAAAGAAACUGACGAAUUAGAGCUUAAGGUACAAAUGUCCUUUAAAAUUAACUUCUACUUUCGAUGUUAUAAGUUCGCAUUGGAAGGUUCAGAAUUACACUGCACAACUUUAUCACGUUACUUUUCACACUACGCUCUGCGCACUAAGUAACCAUUCCAUGCUUUUGUCGACUCACGCCCAUACGUAUUUACUGCACGAAGUCUGAAAAUGAACCUAACUACUUUUUAUAUAUACAUAGAAAAAGGAUUUUUUUACUCUUGAAAAAGCAAGCAAAUUCAUACCCCCACCUUGUGUGUUUGCUUUUUGUACCACCUGGGAGGCCUUUUCGAAAGAUAAACGCAAAAUAUAUAGCCUGUGUUUUGCCUCUACAAGAUAGAUUUAGGUCUGCAUUUUACUGAAAAUUCAGAUUAAAUCAGGUAUUUUUCGUUUUUCGUUUGGUACUCUUCGAUAAGUUUUAGCGCAACUACUGCAAACCACUGACAGAGAUUAUUACUUAAGAAUGCCGACAACCAGUCAUUUACUCCUUUAAGCCCUAAGAGUAAUUAGAGUAGCCACACGUGAAUUACGAACUUGUCUACACAGAUGAGUUUAACAGAUACUUUAGCAUCUUCUCCCUACUGAUUCUGAGGGAAAUGUACAGGAACAAAUGAUGAGGAAUUUACUUUUGACACUCGGGCUGGUUAUAAUAAAUGUGACUCAUUUUCCGUAACUAUAGGAACCGGCUGCCACCCAAAUUUGCAAGAAUGUACCUUAGAAAUAAAUGAACAGAUACUGAAGGACAGCAAUUCUGGCUCAAAAUCAUUUUAAAACCUCGGAGAAAAAAGCCACUGAUCGGGCUUCCAAAUCUCUUCCCGUAGUAGGUCUGGGGCCGGUUGCUCGAAGCCUGGUUAGCACUAACCGUUGGUUAAGAGGUAUCAAAAUGUAUAGGUUUCCAUGGUAUUUAACGCUGGUUAGCACUAACCAUGCUUCGAGCAACCCGGGCCUGAAUUUUAACAGUUUUUUCAAAUUGCCACCUGUCAUACUGCUAAAGUAUUUUAUGAAGGAUUGUGCAAGGGUCAAUAAUGUCCUUAAUAUGGUAUAUUUCAGAUGGAGAAUAUCCUCAAAAGCGUCAACGCAUCUUUAAGUACUAUUAAUUCAACUCUCUUCCAAGAGUUGAUGUCAGUGGGAACAGAUUUUGAAUCAAAGGUUAGUGUUGGUAUAAAGAACAAUCUGUCUGACUUUCCUUAUUCACGUUGAAAAAUGCUUAACUAUCUUCUCAGUGGAACUGACUUUCCGAGAAUAAUGAAGCACAACGCAUGACUGGAAACAGACAAGUUUUUAAUGAAAAAAAAAAAACCUCACUGUUCGGGAGGCUCAUUUCAGAAAAGGGACAAGGGAGGUCAAGUCCAGAUAAUCGUGAAAGAACUUCAGCUCCCGUUUAGAGCGCACUGGACUCCAAAACGGGACUGCCAUUUUGCACUGUACAAGUAUAAAGUAAAUAAAUAUAAUUAUGUUGUAGUCAAUUUUUUAUGUCAGGUAAUUUUUAUUUUUCUUUAAUUUUGUUUUAACUUCAUUAGCAUAGUUACAUUACCAUACCCAAAAACAAAAGAAAAACGAAAAUUACCUAAGAUAAAAAAUUAACUACAACAUAUACAUAUUAUUAUUAUUAUCAUCAUCAUCAUCACAUGGCCAUAUAAUGUUACCGUACAUUGUUGUUGCUUUUCUCAUUCAGUUACUUACAAAUAUAUCACGUAUGUAGACACAGAACAUCAGUCAAAGACUUGAAGCGGCUGUUAUUGCUAUCAAUAGAAGUUUCUUUCAAGAGUUGUCUUCUUUGAGAACAACUUUCAGCUCAAAGGCA
This is a messenger RNA of Porites lobata, 3589 nucleotides long. The record is from the annotation of a GenBank genome assembly. Lineage: Eukaryota; Metazoa; Cnidaria; Anthozoa; Scleractinia; Poritidae.